ACUUGACUACUACUACCACCAAAAUUUUCCAUUGAUCUUUCAUUUGCACACUUCUUCUGCUUCCUUUGUAAUCUAACAAUGGCGGCAUUGUGCAAGAGAAAUCCAAAGAGUUUAAUUUUCAGUUCAGUUAUGUGCUUUCUAAUACAAAUAACAGCUCUAAAUGGACAACUUAGAGUUGGAUUUUAUUCACAAAGAUGCCAUAACGCAGAAUCCAUUGUUAGCUCUGUCGUAAAAGAAGCUUCCCAAAGAGAACCAAGAAUGCCAGCCAUGUUACUUAGACUCCAUUUCCAUGAUUGCUUUGUUCAGGGUUGUGAUGGAUCAAUUUUGAUUGAUAAUGUGAAAGAACCUGAAAGAAAUGCAUUUGGUCACGAAGGCCUGGGGGGAUUUGAAGAGAUCCAGAAAGCCAAAACUCAAUUGGAAGGUCAAUGCCCAGGGGUGGUAUCGUGUGCAGAUAUUGUUGCUUUAGCUGCUAGAGACGCUGUCGUCUUGGCUGGUGGACCAUUUUAUGAAGUUGAGACAGGUAGAAGAGAUGGUAGAGUAUCCGAUUUGUCUCUUGCAGCUGCAAUGCCGGAUGUGGAUGACUCAAUUGAUGUUUUAAAAGGAAAAUUCAAAAAUAAAGGCUUUACUGAAAAAGAACUCGUCAUUUUGAGUGGGGCACAUACAAUUGGCACAACAGCUUGUUUUUUCAUGCCUCGAAGAUUAUACAAUUUCACUGGAAGAUCAGAUGCAGAUCCAAGUAUUAAUUCUAAGUUCCUCCCAGAGUUAAGAAGCAAAUGCCCCAAAAAUGGAAACAUAAAUUUCAGAAUACCUCUUGAUAACGCAAGCGAACGAAAAUUUGACGAUCAGAUUUUGCACAACAUAAAGAAUGGUUUCGCAGUUAUAGCAUCGGAUGCAAGGCUUUAUGACGACAAAAUUACGCGAGCAGUGAUCGAUUCUUAUCUUCAGAGAAAUAAAUCAAUUCGUAAUUCACCAUCAUUUGCAUCGGAUUUUGGUUUAACCAUGAUAAAGUUAGGAAGGCUUGAUGUCAAGACUGGAUUAGUAGGAGAGAUUAGAAAGGUUUGUAAUUCUUUUAAUAAAAUGUAAUAACAUUUAUAUUGAGAUAUAAUAUUACUUAAUUAGUGUACGUGUUUGUUGUCCUCGAGAAGAAUAAAAUCAUGUGAUGUUUCCCUA
This is a messenger RNA of Nicotiana tabacum (common tobacco), 1170 nucleotides long. RefSeq names its product peroxidase 43-like. The record is from RefSeq and is a predicted model, not a curated record. Lineage: Eukaryota; Viridiplantae; Streptophyta; Magnoliopsida; Solanales; Solanaceae. Gene Ontology annotation, molecular function: heme binding; peroxidase activity. Gene Ontology annotation, biological process: hydrogen peroxide catabolic process; response to oxidative stress.